Messenger RNA from Acaulospora morrowiae, 799 nucleotides. The record is from the annotation of a GenBank genome assembly. Lineage: Eukaryota; Fungi; Glomeromycota; Glomeromycetes; Diversisporales; Acaulosporaceae.
AUGCAAUGCACUGAAACUUCGAAGAGAUGGUUUGCUGCAAUAUUGGAUGUGACUUUGAUACUGGUGAUGUUCCUUUGUCCGGCCCUCGGAAUUGCAAAGGUUGAAUUAUUUAAAGGAAGUAAUGGUGAAAUUUAUUUUAACAAUAUUAUUGAAUACGGUUAUAUUAUUAUUUCAUUAAUAAUUCCAUGUAAGCAUCUACAAAUCCGUGCAAAAACAUCAAUGGGCAUUGAUCUGAAAAAUUUCUACAUUAAACUUGACAGGUGUCGUUAUCCUAAUAGUAACUUGGAAAUGCAUUCAAGCGCCGCCGGACAGGCUGAGACCAUUAUUAAUGUAAACUUCAUGCUUGGCCAAUAUUUUGGUUCGGGAUAUCAAGUAAGAUACACUGUAAAUUCACGUUACCGUCUCGAUAAGCCCACAAUAAUCAUCUCAACUUUUCAAGUCGUAUACACGGUCCUAACGAUUAACGAGAUGGGUAAUAUUCCAUUCUCGUGUCCCUCCGAUUAUCCGUACAGUUCUGAAAUAAUUCGCACUGCAUGUCAAGUUCGCACGGCAAAUUUAAUUUCCAUGUGGAUACUCGAAGCAAUUUCCAUAAUUUUUGUUGUGGCGAUAUUCGAAAAUUGGCUACCAAAACCUUGCCCACUGCAAAAAACAAAGAACAAGAACGCUUCAAUGCUCUUGAAGGAUUUAAAAAAUAGGCAUGAUAAACACAUCGCUCGCUCUAGUGAUAAAGCGUCAUUUGGCUCUAGCGAUAACGCGCCAAGCUCUAGUAAUAAAAUGCCACUCAUCAUCACUAGUUCUA